GUAAACAACAAUACAGCUAGCACCGGUGCGCCACGAACAAACUAUACGAAAUAGCAACGAAAUAAUUGUGUAAUUUCUUAGCAAAUAGCUUAAAAACUUCGAAAUAACAGAAACUAACACAAUGGCGGAUGAAGAAGAUCCUAAGGAAUAUCGCUGGGAGACAGGAUACGAGAAAACAUGGGAAGCAAUCAAGGAAGACGACGAUGGCCUUAUCGAGGGUUCCGUCUCGGACAUCAUCCAGAAAAACAAACGCAAGCGGCAAGCAAUGAAGCGUGGCUUCAGCAAGCUCGGCAUGAUGCGCCAUCUAUACGUGCUGCUCGAUUGUUCCGAGGCUAUGACCGUACCGGAUCUAAAACCAACCCGUUUUAUCUGUUCGCUUAAGUUGCUUGAACUUUUCAUUGAGGAGUUUUUCGAUCAGAAUCCUAUCUCCCAGCUUGGUGUGAUUGCAAUGAAAGCAAAGCGCGCGGAAAAGAUAUCUGAACUGGGUGGUAGCUCCCGAAAGCAUAUUAAGGCGGUACAUGCACUAAACACCGGGGUACAACUAGUCGGAGAACCAUCGCUUCAAAAUGGUUUGGAGCUAGCACUGAAGACGUUACGCAUGAUCCCACAACACGCCAGCAGGGAAAUUUUGAUCAUCAUGGGAAGUUUGACCAGCUGCGAUCCCAACGACGUUCAUCUGACUAUAGAAAAUCUUAAAACGGAAGGCGUACGAUGCUCCGUGCUUUCCCUGUCAGCUGAAAUUCGAAUCUGUAAGUUCCUGUGCACUGAAACUGGCGGGAUGUUCGGUGCUGUACUUGACGAUGCGCACUACAAGGAUCAACUGCUGCAGCACAUCGAUCCACCGCAGGCCGGUAAUCAACAGGAAUUUUCGCUAAUUAAAAUGGGUUUCCCACAUGGCAAGACAGAAUCAGGCAAGGAACCACCGUUGACGAUGUGCAUGUGCCACAUUGAUAGUGCAGAUGAACCGGCCAAGCUUACCUCGGGCGGCUACCAUUGCCCGCAGUGCUACAGCAAGUACUGUGAGCUGCCGGUGGAGUGUUCAGCAUGCGGUCUUACGUUGGCAUCGGCACCACAUCUUGCUCGCAGUUACCAUCAUCUGUUUCCCGUGCCACAUUUUAACGAACUACCGCUGGAGCAGGUACAGGUGCAGGAGCCACGAGAUCCACCGGUAACAAACUGUUACGCAUGCCAGAAAACGCUCUUGAUUGGUACGGAUAAAAUGGUGUAUGAGUGUGGCGCCUGCCAGCAAGUAUUUUGCAUCGAUUGUGAUAUUUUCAUUCAUGAAACAUUGCACUCGUGUGUUGGCUGUACGACUAUUCCGGCAUCGGCACAAAGCUUACAGGCACGUAAGCCAGUGCCGCCACCGCACAGUCUAUCCGUCAUUUAGGCGAACGAAGGCAAAAGCAUCGCGGUGAGUAAAUGUGUAUGUUUGAACGUGGUUCAGAAAGUUAUACCAAUAAGAAUCUUUAUAUUACGUACUAUUAUGAGAAGAAAUUUUUCCAAACACUAUUCUCCUUUGCGAAAUUGUCCUUGUGAAAUCCAUCCGAAAAAUAGAUACUAAAAUGUAGACAAUUGUUAUUUUCAAGUCACAGCAGAACUGUAAAAGUUUUCAACGAAAUGAUCAUUUUGCAGGAUUUGUUUUAAUCCGUGAUCCAGAAGCCAUAUCAUUUUUAUACCAGGGGUGAUCAAUCUUUUAAAGCUUCGGGCCACAUUCAAAAUCAAAAACUGGUUGGCGGGCCACAUUACAGGAUGCAUUGAUAUAAUAAUGAAUGUAGUAAAGCUGCUUUUAUCCGGACUGUUUCGGACUAGACGCAUUGCUGUAUACUUAAAAGGUGAAUUAGGAUUUAAAAUCCUGUUUUCCUUAUUUUUGAGUGUUGUAUUAACCGAAUAUUUUGCACUUUUAAUUCUUAAUGACAUUUGAUAUAACAUUUGCUAUUGGCUUUAAAACUUCGCGGGCCGCUUAAAACCACUUCGAGGGCCGCAUACGGUCCGUGGUGCUGAGGUUGCUCAUGCCUGAUUCAGACGAUUCUUUCUCUCUCCCUCUUCUUGGCAUAAUUUUUUUUUUUGUAAAAA
Messenger RNA from Anopheles funestus (African malaria mosquito), 2073 nucleotides. It is a transcript of the gene Ssl1, whose product is annotated as general transcription factor IIH subunit 2. Lineage: Eukaryota; Metazoa; Arthropoda; Insecta; Diptera; Culicidae. Gene Ontology annotation, molecular function: zinc ion binding. Gene Ontology annotation, cellular component: transcription factor TFIIH holo complex; transcription factor TFIIH core complex. The transcript has 2 exons. Gene Ontology annotation, biological process: nucleotide-excision repair; regulation of transcription by RNA polymerase II; DNA-templated transcription. The record is from RefSeq and is a predicted model, not a curated record. Bases 122 to 1387 code for a protein of 421 amino acids.